Messenger RNA from Molossus molossus (Pallas's mastiff bat), 1189 nucleotides. It is a transcript of the gene RNF7, whose product is annotated as ring finger protein 7. NCBI's taxonomy places the organism in Eukaryota, Metazoa, Chordata, Mammalia, Chiroptera, Molossidae. The record is from RefSeq and is a predicted model, not a curated record. The transcript is spliced from 3 exons. Gene Ontology annotation, molecular function: ubiquitin protein ligase activity; zinc ion binding; cullin family protein binding. Gene Ontology annotation, biological process: protein ubiquitination; anaphase-promoting complex-dependent catabolic process. Gene Ontology annotation, cellular component: Cul5-RING ubiquitin ligase complex; nucleus; anaphase-promoting complex. The coding region runs from base 59 to 331 and encodes 90 amino acids.
GCCAUAGCUGCCGGCCUUCCCGACCCAGCGUCUCCGCCGCCGGCUCCGCGCCGCCGCCAUGGCCGACGUGGAAGACGGCGAGGAGCCCUGCGCCCUGUCCUCUCACUCUGGGAGCGCAGGCUCCAAGUCGGGAGGCGACAAAAUGUUCUCUCUCAAGAAGUGGAACGCGGUGGCCAUGUGGAGCUGGGACGUGGAGUGCGAUACGUGCGCCAUCUGCAGGGUCCAAAUGCCUGUCUCAGAUGUCAAGCUGAAAACAAACAAGAGGAUUGUGUUGUGGUGUGGGGAGAAUGUAAUCAUUCCUUCCACAACUGCUGCAUGUCCCUGUGGGUGAAACAGAACAACCGCUGCCCUCUCUGCCAGCAAGACUGGGUGGUGCAGAGAAUCGGCAAAUGAGACGGUGGAAGGGCUUCCUAGUGCAUUUGCCCAGAGCCCUGGUGGACCGCGUUAUCAAGUGCCUACAGAGGCGAGGACACUCGGGGACUGAUUCUUCAAAUAGGAGGAGAUGGGUCUUUGGUCUUUGAGGACUCAUCAAAGGCAUGGGUUAGCAUUUUGUCAGUUUUAUUUUCAGAAAUUCUCUACAAUUAAGAAGAUAAUUUAUUAAAGAUGGUCUUUCCUAUCUCUGUGGUAUGUGUCACACUACUUAGAAGUGCUAUAAAGGAAGCGAGAACUACAAAUUGACCUUUAUAAUUUACUUACUGAUGUCCAAGGGGCUGUGGAAGCAGUUCCACUUGGAAGAGGACUUUCUGCAUGCUUAAAGUUGGUCAGUUAAAAAAGAAUGUUACAGUCACAAAUAAAGUGCAGUUUAAAACCCAACUCUUAUCCUUAAUUUGUUCCUGAUAUUUAUUUUAGACAGGGAAGGGGGUGAUUCAUGAAAUAUUUAUUUGAUACAAGUUUAAGUUUGGGACAGUGAGCAGGGUAAAUAAAAUUUAAUCUUGGGGCAUAUGGGAUUUCUGUUGUCUUUUAGGUUUUCUUCCUCAAUCAUUAAAAAAACCUUGAUCUACACACCUUACUGUUCAGUCAUUCAGUGGGAAAGGACAGGAGCAUUUUCAAGGUUUAGUCAGAUUAUGAUGUAAUUUAACUUGUUAAUGAGGGGAAAUGUUUACCACUUUAGCAUUAGAUCAAAAAAAGUUUAUUUUAUUAUACAGUGUUUUAAUAAACGGUUUAUUCUGUUUACUUCAUUUGAAUUGUC